GCAACCAAGGAAAAUGUGGGCGGAGAUUUCCUGAAUCCUGAGCGUUCAACAAUAUUCCAAGGUAGUGGUGUUCACUCUCGGUCUAUAGGCAAGUCGGAAGAUAUAGCCCGAGGUAUUUCUUUGUUUCACAAUGCAUUCUUGGUACUGAUGGCCAAACAGAGCUCAAACCUUGCGGCGUUGCCGAGAGCGGAGGUCUGUGCCUACUGGGUGCUCUCUUUUGGCUCCCAUCUCUACUCAUUCUAUCAACUGCACAUAUUCUCCAAAGAGCAUGAAGCAGGAUUGGAGAGACAGUUCCAACUGGAGAAAGGCUUUCUAAUAUGGGGGCAUAAAAAGGACCCUACAGACUUUGAGUGGAGUUUCUGGAGUCACUGGGCUAGAAAGUCUUUGCUGUGGACUUUGUUGGGCCAUGCCGUGGUCUCCAGACUAGCCAGCUUCUUCAUUCCUGAGUUCAGAGUGACGGCUCUGUUGGCCUAUGGUCUCCUUGUGGCUUGCUGUGCAGUGGGGAUUAAAGGAUUGGGCGUGGUCCUUGGCCAUCUGGGCCUGUCAUUGGCUGUUGCCCAGCUGUGUAACCCUGCCCUGUCAUGGAGCUGUGCCCUGCUGCUACUUUCCACCCUCCACAUCCCCCCACUGCAGGAGAUACAGAGAAGCUGGUACCAGACAGAAGAGGAGUACUACCUCUUACUCUUCAGUGUGGCAGUGUGUGGCCUGCGCUUCAUCAGCUUCAGCCUGGAGCACUGCUGGCGCCCCCUGGAGGCUGGAGGACUGCAGCAGCAGGUCUACUGGCUGACCGCUUACUCCUUCUACCAUCCUUUGUUCUUCAACGGACCCAUCCUCACCUUCAAGGACUUCCUCCAACAGAUGCAGGUACCUGUGAAGGAUCGUGGUGCUAGGAUUACGUUCCUCUCGCUGCUGGCCAAUGCUGGCAGGAUCUGUGUGUGGUGGCUUAUAGCAGAGUACAUGAUACACCUGAUGUACAUGCACACUAUACAGGCGAACGAAACAUAUCUGGAGAUCCUGCCACCUUGGGCCUUGGGUGGGCUGGCCCUGGCAUUAGUCCAGUUCUUCUAUGUGAAGUACCUGGUUCUGUUUGGUGUUCCGUCUCUGCUAGCUGGACUGGAUGGGCUGGCCCCCCCGAAGCUACCACGCUGUGUCAGCAUUAUGCACAGUUUCACAGGAAUGUGGAGACACUUUGAUGUCGGGCUGUAUCACUGGCUCAUCAGGUACAUUUACAUCCCAUUAGGAGGUUCUCACCAUGGGCUGCUGUGGAAGAUGCUGUCCACGGCUCUGGCAUUUGGCUUUGUAUGUUUCUGGCAUGGAGGACAUGACUACCUACAGUACUGGGCUCUGAUGAACUGGGUCGGGGUGCUGGUGGAGAAUGGAGUGACCAUCCUCAUCUCUUCUCCCCUCGUCUAUCCAUCUAUUGAGCGCUGUAUCUCCCCAGCCAUGAGGAGGCGAUGUUUGGCUCUCAUCUCAGCCUUCUCCACAGCCAUGCUCAUUCUGUCCAACCUCAUCUUCCUUGGGGGAAAUCAUGUUGGCAGGAUCAUGUGGAAGAGGGUCUUUAUACAAGGUUGGUGUACAGUGGCUCCACCCAUGUUAGCCUUCCUCUAUUGCUUUGCCCAGAUCGGACUGGAGUGGGAACACAACCCACCCUAAAUCACCAACCCCACAGAGACUGUUGGAAGGGAGGCAGAACUCACCCUUAAACACCAUCACACAGUGCUGACUCUGCUAUUGGGAAGAACAACCCACCUUAAACCACCCCACAGUGGACUCGGAUAGCCUAACAGUUAAGAGCGUUAGGCCAGUAACCAAAAGGUUGCUGGUUCGAAUCCUGAGCUGACUAAGUGAAAAAUCUCUGUGCCCUUGAGUAAGGCACUUCAACCCUAAUUGACCCUGUAAGUCGCUCUGGAUAAGAGCGUCUGCUAAAUUACUUAAAUGUAAGUGGACUCUGCCAUGUGGCGAGAACAACCCACUGUAACCACCCCAUAGUGCACUCUGCCAUGUGGGGAGAGCAAACCUGUCCUUUACUACCCACCCACAGUGGGGACUAUCAAUGAGACCUGCUGAGGAAAACACUGGACACAUGUACGUAUGUGACUAUAAGAAAGUGACCUACAGUAUAAGAAACCAGUCUGCCAAACUACCCGUACCUAUGAGAACUGCUGCUUAAUACUUGGGUGCAUAGAGUAAAACACAUGUAUGGAAAAACAAUGGAUGCUGUUCAGUUGUAAUUUGUUGAUAACCUAUGAGUGAGGCUUGCAGUAUCCAACCUUGGAUGUUUUGGAUCUGUUUAACCCCAAAAUCAGCGUUAUACAUCUCCUGGAAUGGAAUGGCUGAAAGCACCUCAGUAUAUUCCAUUGACUGCGCUAAUCCUGUAUCUGUCUCAUAGCACUAAAGGGAUCAGCAGAUCUGUGUCAGUUUAAGUAACAUGUAGGGUCAGGGGGGGGGGACCCUGCUAAUUAGACUAGCCUAACACUACUCUGAAAGGGAUUUAGGUCACAUCCAAAGAUGGCAUCCUAUUCCCUAGCUAGUGCACUACUUUUUACCAGGGGCAAUAGGGCUCAGGUCAAAUGUAGUGCACCAUAUAGGGAUCUAUUUGAGACGUGCUUAAAUGGGUCUUAUGACAUCCCGAGAAUCCAAAAAUCCAGUCAAGAAGAGAAUACGAUCUGCAGCAUUAAAUCUUAAACAGUUUAUGAUAAGAAACCCGCCACACAAGCCUUUUCGUGACGGAUUACAAGUAUAGCAAUAAUUUCAUCACACGUAAAGGUUGCUUCAAAGGGUGCCCCAUGUUAGUGUUAGUCAUGUAGGCUGUUCUUACUAAUAAUGUGCUUGUAUCAAGGCAGUUCGUCACCCAGUGAGCCGGCCCUAAUAUUUAGGUUGGCAGUGACUGACCUCGGUUCUACAUAGGCCAUUGUGUGUUCCUCCGUCACUGGAUCCCUCACUCCCCUUUUUCUCUUUCACUUUGUUUCUAUUUCUCUCUGUGUCCGACUGAGUCUCUCUUUUCUCUCUAUAUGGAUAUCUGUAUCUUUCUCUAUCCAUCUCUGUCAGGGAUGAGGGCCCGGUGUCGUGUUAAUUUGAUGUUAAUGUGAUGUUUUUAUACAUAGCGUUCAGUAAAUAUUCUGCUCCUUCAGGAGGCAGCCAGGCCACGCAGGUGUUAUCCAGCUAGAUUCAACCCCUUGUCUGUCUCUUACCUAACAUGAUUGGCUGGAAUGGAAUAAAUGGAACGGUAUCAAACAUAAGUAAACCACGUGUUUAACGCCGUUCCAUUCCGGCCAUUACAAUGAGUCUGUCCUCUAUGGCUCCUCCCACCAGCCUCCUCUGCCAUCACUGUACUAUACGUGUGAGAUGAUGCAUGUACAAGGGUUUGUUCUUCUACUGUUGAUGAUGAUAGGAGACUGUCCUGUAUCUUAUCAUUGUUAUUAUGGUGGCUUCACCUAUUGACAUGGAACUUUGUCUACUUACAUUUUUGCCCCUAUCGAAUAAAUAGUUAUUUCUUCAACAUCACACAAUUGUGUUUGAAAUGAC
Messenger RNA from Oncorhynchus keta (chum salmon), 3525 nucleotides. It is a transcript of the gene hhat, whose product is annotated as hedgehog acyltransferase. NCBI's taxonomy places the organism in Eukaryota, Metazoa, Chordata, Actinopteri, Salmoniformes, Salmonidae. Bases 148 to 1653 code for a protein of 501 amino acids. Gene Ontology annotation, biological process: protein palmitoylation. The record is from RefSeq and is a predicted model, not a curated record. Gene Ontology annotation, molecular function: palmitoyltransferase activity. The transcript is spliced from 12 exons. Gene Ontology annotation, cellular component: endoplasmic reticulum.